AUGGCGAUACUCCCGUCCUGCCUCCUCUCCUCAGCCGCCCUUCCCACUCGCCUGCUGCCCAGCGUAAUCGAAAUCCAAGAAUCAUGUUUCGCGCUCGUUUAUAACGCGUAUGGCCUGCGCCUUGACCAAUUCCACGUCGACAAUCUCACGCUCGUCUCCUGCUGGGUCCCCGCGUCUCGCGGCGUGGAACCCGCCGCAUCACCCGCCGUGCCUUCCGCCGCAAUUCCCGCGAAACCCCCUCUGUUACUCCUCCACGGCUUCGGCGCGUCGUCGUUAAACCACUGGAUAAAUCAGCUCGCCGCGUUUUCCCGCCAUUUCGACCUCUACAUCCCCGACCUGCUGUUCUUCCGCGGCUCGUACUCCCGCGAUUCGCGGCGCGACGAGCGGUUCCAGGCGGAAGCGAUGAUCGCGCUGAUGGACCGGCUGGGCAUCCAACGGUGCGCCGUCGUCGGCGUGAGCUACGGCGGGAUCGUCGCCCACAAGAUGGCCACUCUCUAUCCCACACGUGUCACCCAGCUAGUGCUGGGAGGGGCGGGGCUCAUGCUGACGCAGGGGGAGGUGCAGGGGGUGCUGCAGCACUGGCACGCCAAGACUCCACCGGACCUCUUCCUGCCCACCGAGCCUAGCGGCCUGCUUCGGCUGAUCAGGCUCGGGAACAACGAGGCGCCGUACCUCCCGGAUUGGCUGCUGCAGGACGCCUUGGAGGUGCUGUUUGAGAACAGGGAGGAGAAGGCAGGGCUGCUGGAGGCGUCGUUGAGAGAAGCACAUGCCAAUGCACAGCAUCCAGAGGGCAUCGCUGUGCCUUCAAUGCCCACCCUUGUUGUGUGGGGAGGUAGUGACCAGCUCUUUCCCCUUUCCAUUGCCCAUCGCAUGCACCGGCACUUUGGCUCAUCCUGUCGCCUUGAGGUGAUUGAGAAGGGCGCUCAUGCCAUUCAGGCGCACAAAGCAGCACAGUUCAACAGCGCCGUCCUCUCCUUCCUCACCACGCAUGACCUAAACCAUCUUAAGUGCCAUUAG
Molecule: messenger RNA, 1017 nt
Organism: Closterium sp. Naga37s-1
Lineage: Eukaryota; Viridiplantae; Streptophyta; Zygnematophyceae; Desmidiales; Closteriaceae
Source: the annotation of a GenBank genome assembly